AUGUCUGCCCCUAAGCGACAAAAGUCAUCAAAAGAUGUGCCAUACGAGCUUAUAUAUUGGCCCGGCAUACCCGGUCGUGGAGAGCAUGUACGCUUGGCGCUUGAGGAGGGCGGGGCUACGUACACGGAUACAGCGCAGAUUGAGAAGGGCAUGGACCAAGUAACGGCGCAGAUCGAUGAGGGUAAUGUAGGCGAUGACCUCAACCCGCCGCCUUUCGCGCCUCCCAUCCUUCGUCAUGGUGAUCUUCUCAUCUCCCAGACUUCCAACAUCUUGUUGUAUCUUGGGCCGCGCCUCGGACUGGUGCCAAGCGAAGACGAUGAGGAGCACCCAGACGCAUUGUACAAGGUCAACGCGCUUGCUCUAACGGCGCUUGAUGGUCUGAGUAACGAGGUUCACGAUUGUCACCAUCCUAUCGCUUCUGGGUUGUACUAUGAGGACCAGAAAGAGGAAGCGAAGCGGAAAAGCAAGGAUUUUGUGAAGACCCGUCUCCCCAAGUUUCUAAGCUAUUUUGAACGUGUGCUGCAGGGUAAGGCCAGCGGAGAAGGCCCGUGGUUGUACGGCGGUCAGUUGACCUAUGCAGACUUGGUGCUAUUCCAGUGUAUUGACGGCACCAAAUUUGCUUUCAGGAAGGCUAUGAGCGCAGCCGAGAAGUCGGGCAAGUAUGCGCACGUAUUCAAGCUGUAUGACGCUGUGAAGGAACGGCCUAGGAUUAGCGAGUAUUUGGCUAGUAAAAGAAGACAAGAAUAUUCGAUGGGUAUUUAUCGAUACUAUGACGAGUUGGAUUUUGGCCCUGAAGGUAGAGAUUAA
This is a messenger RNA of Daldinia childiae, 807 nucleotides long. Its product is annotated as Glutathione S-transferase P 1. Gene Ontology annotation, biological process: glutathione metabolic process. The record is from RefSeq and is a predicted model, not a curated record. NCBI's taxonomy places the organism in Eukaryota, Fungi, Ascomycota, Sordariomycetes, Xylariales, Hypoxylaceae. The coding region runs from base 1 to 807 and encodes 268 amino acids. Gene Ontology annotation, molecular function: glutathione transferase activity. The transcript is spliced from 2 exons.